AUGUUCAAUGGUAAGUUCUACAACUACUGGAAGAACAGGAUGAAGAUCUUUAUUAAGGCAGAAAAUUACCAGGUUUGGUGUGUUAUUGAAGCUGGUGAUUUUGAAAUAACCAUAACCAAUGAAAAUAAAGAGGUAGUUCCUAAACCUAUUUCUAAUUAUGAUAAAGAAGAUUAUCAGAAACUUGAAUUGAAUGCUUUAGCCAUAAAGUAUUUGCAUUGUGGACUUGGACCUCAUGAACAUAAUCGUAUCAUGGGAUGCAAGUCUGCUAAACAGAUUUGGGAUCUACUAGAAGUAACUCAUGAAGGUACAAAUGAGGUAAAACGUUCUAAGAUUGAUUUGUUGAUGUCUAGAUAUGAAAGGUUUGAAAUGCAAUCAGAGGAAACUAUAGAGGAAAUGUUUACUAGGUUCAAUGAUAUUAUUAAUGAACUGAAUUCCCUUAGCAGGCACAUUCCGAUUGAUGAACAGGCUAGGAAGAUCUUGAGGAGUCUACCACAAGAUGAACGAUGGAGAUCAAAGGUGACUGCUAUGCAGGAAGCUAAAGACUUCACAAAGUUCAACAUGGAACAACUAGCUGGAUCAUUGAUGACUCAUGAACUACAUUUGAGUUCCAAUUCUGAAAGUUCCAAAAACAAGAGUCUGGCUCUUAAGGCUCAAGACUCAGAGGAAUCAGAUGCUGAUGAGGAAGAAAUGGCAAUGCUAGUCAGAAAGUUCAAAAGGAUGAUGAACUACAAGAAGUUUGAUUGGAACAAGAAAUAUGCAAGUUCCAGAAACACAACUUGUUUCAAGUGCGGCUCGAAAGAUCACUUCAUUAAAGAUUGUCCACUACCAGACAGUGAGAAAGGAAAGACUAAGAGCAAGGAGCAAUCCAAAGAGUCAAGAGUCUACAAGCCUUACUUCACCAAGGACAACAUGAAGAAAACCAUGUUAGCUGCUUGGGGAGAUUCAGAUUCUGAGGAAGAGGAAGAACAACCACCAGAGGAAACUGCCUAUCUAUGUUUGAUGGCCAAAAUUGAUGAGAAGGCAAAACUGAAGGAACUAGAGUCUGAGGUAUGGUAUUCUCAAAAAGAACUUAGACAUUUCUCUAAAGAAAACUUAAUAUUAACUGUCUUGGUAAUUCAAGAAGAACUUAAAGAUUUGCGUAAAGCUAAACAUAAAAGUGAUGAAGCUUUGGUUACUUUUAAAGAAAACAAUCAGUGCGUUGAUAAUCUGAAAUUUGAUAUUCAAUAUAGAUUCUUUAGUCUGUUUGAUGAUAAUAAUUAUUUAAAAGAAACUAUAGACAGGUUAAAACAUGAUAACAUAAUGUUGAAUGUGGAACUAUCCUUGAUGAAACUCUGUCUUAAUGCCCCUGAUUCUGAAGUUCCUCCACUUGCUCAAUAUCCGAAUUUUGAAAAACUAAAAUCUGACUUAGAAAAUAUAAAAGCGGAUAAAGCAAGACUUGAGGGGGAACUUGAGAAAGCCAGGAAAGGCAAACAACCUAUAGAUUACAGAGUUCCUGACUGGAUCACCAAAGCUCAAACCAAAAGAACAGAAGGAGAUAUAGUUGCUAUUGGCAAGGUAGGAAGGUCAAGUUCCCAUGCAAUUGAUAAUGUAUUUUUGGUCGAGGGUCUCAAACACAACUUGUUGAGUACUUCACAAUUUUGUGACAAAGGUAACUCCGUAAGAUUUACUUCUAAUAAGUACAUAAUCAUUCACAAUUACACUGGGAACAUCAUCUUAGAAGGAACUCGUAAAGGAAACACAUAUGUUGUUGAUCUUAACGAAGUUCCUAAUAGCAGCUUAACAUGUCUUAGUGUCAUUGAGAAUAAUCCUUUAUUAUGGCACAAAAGACUUGGACAUGCAAGCUUUACUCUACUAGAUAAACUGAGAUCUAAGGAACUAGUGGAAGGACUUCCAUGUAUCAAGUUCUUGUAUGACAAAGUGUGUGAUGCUUGUGUUAGAGGAAAACAGACUUGA
Molecule: messenger RNA, 1953 nt
Organism: Chenopodium quinoa (quinoa)
Lineage: Eukaryota; Viridiplantae; Streptophyta; Magnoliopsida; Caryophyllales; Amaranthaceae
Exons: 2
Coding region: 1-1953 (650 amino acids)
Molecular function (GO): zinc ion binding; nucleic acid binding
Source: RefSeq, a predicted model, not a curated record